GAUUCGCUCUUUCAGAUCUGAAAAUUGAGUGUGGAAGUUGAAGAUUCAUGCCAUCGGCAUCAUGUCCCAUGUUUAAGCCGACGCCGUGUACACCAUGUACAUCAAGUCGAUCGUGAUUGACGGCUUCAAGUCGUAUGGUCAGCGGACCGAAAUCCACGGCUUCGACCCGGCCUUCAACGCCAUCACGGGUCUGAAUGGAUCGGGCAAGUCCAACAUUCUGGACUCGAUCUGUUUCUUGCUGGGCAUCACUAACUUGAGCCACGUGCGCGCGGCUAAUCUACAAGAACUGGUUUAUAAAAAUGGUCAGGCCGGGGUGACCAAAGCUACCGUGACCAUUCAUUUUGACAAUCGCGAUAAGAAGCAAUCGCCCUUGGGCUACGACCACUACGAUGAAGUGGCCAUCACACGACAGGUGGUGAUUGGCGGCAAAAACAAGUACCUGAUCAAUGGCACUAAUAUCCAAGCAAAUCGAGUGCAGGAUUUCUUCCGAUCCGUUCAAUUGAACGUGAACAAUCCGCAUUUCCUCAUCAUGCAAGGGCGGAUCACCAAAGUCUUGAACAUGAAGCCCCCCGAGAUCCUAGCCAUGAUUGAAGAGGCCGCUGGCACUAUGAUGUACGAAUCCAAGAAGCAACAGGCCCAAAAGACCAUCGAGAAGAAGGAUUCUAAAUUGCGCGAAAUCACAGAUAUCUUGAAUGAAGAGAUCACUCCCACUUUAACCAAACUCAAAGAGGAGCGGAGCACCUAUUUGGAAUAUCAAAAGAUUCAACGGGAAUUGGAACAUUUGACCAAGUUGUACAUCGCCUUCAAGUUCGUCACUGCCGAGGAGACCUCGAUGAAAUCCAAAGAAGAUCUGGAAGUUGUCAACCAAGACAUAGAGACUCUCAAGACUGAGAUCAAAGAUGGAGAGAACCAGAUUGUGUCAAUUGGCCAACGAAUCGAGCAACUUCAACGCCAAAGAGAUGAGGAGUUAAAGGGGCGUUUCGCGGAAUUGGAAAAGGAACUCAGCGAGCAUGAAAAGACGGCCAUGAAAACCGAGAACGCCCUCAAGACUGUGAAGGACAACAAGAAGCAAGAGGAUAAGAAGAAGACCACCAUCACCAAAGGCAUGAAUAGCGACAAGAAAGCUUUGGAUGAGAAGAGCCAAGUGGCCGUUGGCCUUCAGGCCAUGUACGACAAGCUUCGUGAAGAGGACCGCGUGGCCACCGAAGCUUUGAAAGCAGCUCAGUCUCGUUAUGAAGCGAUUUCCGUGGGCAAGUUCAGCUCAGAGGACGGCAAAGCGGCCACUCUCCAAGAACAGGUCAUCAAGAUCAAGGCCGACCUUUCGAAUGCUCAAACCACCAUCAAGACCAGCGAUAUGAAGCUCAAGCAUAACAAGAAGGAACUGCGAAAAAUGGAGACGGAUAUGAAGAAGACCGAGAGCGAUUACAAGCGGGAUUCGGAGAAUCUGAAAAAGUACGAGAAUCAACUCUCCUCGGCUCAAAACGAGCUCAACACCCUCGAUUACGAAGAGGGCAUGGCCGAGCAAUUGGAAGAGCAACACCGAAAUCUCCGUCACGAAGUCAUGGGUCUGGAGCGCCGUUCCGACCAAAUGAGCUCUCGCUAUCCUUGGCUGAACUUUCAAUACGACGACCCCGAGAAAAACUUUGACCGCUCCCAAGUUUACGGCGUGGCUGCUAAACUGAUCUCUGUCCGGGACCCGAAAUUCUUCGUGGCCUUGGACACGGCCGGGGGUGGAAAAUUGACCAAUGUCAUCGUGAAGACUUCCGUAGCGGCGGGCAAGAUCCUGAAGCGGGGUAAUCUUCGUCGACGGACCGUAAUGUUGCCUUUGGAUAAGAUGAAUGCCCGGUGUAUCACGACCCAAGAGCUUCAGAGCGCCCAACGAUUAGUGGGCAAGGAUCACGUCUGGCGAGCAAUUGAUCUCGUCAAAUACGACCGUGCUCUUCAGGCUGCUAUGGAACACAUCUUGGGUGGGGUUUUGGUGUGCACCAGUCUCGAUGUGGCCAAUAAGUUGGCCUUUGACCGAAGCGUGGGCAAGAUGUGCGUCACUCUGGAUGGCGACAAGGUCAAUCCGGCCGGAGAACUCAGUGGAGGAGCUCCAUCGUCCAGCGGUUCGAUGCUCACUCAUAUUGAUGCCCUGAGGGAAGUUGAGGCUGAAUUGGAAGCUCGCCGAGAGCAACUCCAUGGGUUGGAAGAACGUCUCCGAGGCAUUGGGCCCUUGGGCAAACGUUUCAAUCAGCUCAAGCUCCAAGUUGAGGAGAGGUCUCAUGAACUGGAACGGGUGAGGGACCGUGUUAAGAAUACGGCUCACCACCAACUUUUCGAAGAGAUGGAGGCCUUGAAGAAGCAAUGUCUCGAAUUAGAAGAGGCCGUCCAAGCCUCUCGAGAAGUCGAGGUGGAUGGCUCCAAGAAGGUCAAGGAGCUCGAAUACAAGAUCAAAAACGCCAAGCAGCUCAAGGAGAAAGAGCUCAAAGAAGCUGAGGUGGAAGUCAAGGCUUGUAAGAAGGCCGUGGAGACCUCCAAAAGCAAAUGGACGGAUAAGGAGGCCGAGGAAGCGAGUUUGAAAAUGGAGAUCAAUGACUUGCAGAAGGCUAUCUCGGAUGCGGAAGAUCAACUCCGGGCUUGUGACGAGGCCAUUGCUGGAUAUGAGACAGAGUGCACUCAUUUGGUCGAGGCUGUGGAGACGGCCAAGGAGGCUGUGCUCGAGGCCAAAGAGGCUCUCAAGGCUCAGAAAGAGGCCGUGGCCAAGAACAACAAGGAGAUGCUCAACGAGCAAGCCAAUAGCGAGAACAUUGCCAAGAUCAAUCACGACAAGGGAUUGAAAGUACAAGAGCUCAAACACAAACUAUCCAAGGCUGCUGACGAGGUGCGAGAUGCCGAAAAAUUGGUUCAACACAUGCUUGACAAGUACGAAUGGAUCGGUUUGGAUCGCAAGUUUUUUGGCGAGUCCGGGUCUGCCUACGAUUUUAAGGCCACGGAUCCGCAAGAGGCCGGGAAAAAGAUCCAGAAGUUGGAGGAAACCAAGGAGAAGCUCGAGAGGACAGUGAACAUGCGAGCCAUGACUAUGUUGGACAAGGCUGAAGUCCAAUACAACGAUCUUAUGCGCAAGAAGGCCACGGUGGAGAUGGACAAGGCCAAAAUCAACAAGGUGAUUGAGGAGCUCGAUCGGAAGAAGAAGGACGAGCUCCGAGCGGCUUGGGACAAAGUCAACAAAGACUUUGGGUCCAUCUUCUCCUCACUUUUACCUGGGACCAAAGCCAAAUUGCAACCACCCGAGGGCAUGGAUGUUCUCGAUGGGCUCGAGGUCAAAGUGGCGUUUGGUGAUGUUUGGAAAGAAUCCCUGUCUGAAUUGAGUGGCGGUCAGCGUUCGUUGGUGGCGCUGUCUCUCAUUUUAUCGUUGCUACUCUUCAAACCCGCACCUUUGUACAUCCUGGACGAAGUAGACGCAGCCCUGGAUCUUUCACACACGCAAAACAUUGGACAUAUGCUCAAGACCCACUUUAAGCACUCACAGUUUAUCGUGGUGUCUCUCAAAGAUGGAAUGUUCAACAACGCCAACGUGUUGUUCCGAACCAAAUUCGUGGACGGAAUGUCCACUGUGUCCCGGACUCAGAACAAAAAAUGAAUAGCUACCAUUGAAUGAAACAAUAUGACGCUUCUAAAACAAAAUGACUGGAUUUGUACAAACUUUUCGUACACGUAUAUUUUUGUAGAAAUAAACAGUUUAAAAGCC
This is a messenger RNA of Tigriopus californicus, 3730 nucleotides long. RefSeq names its product structural maintenance of chromosomes protein 2-like (gene SMC2). The transcript is spliced from 11 exons. Gene Ontology annotation, biological process: chromosome organization. Gene Ontology annotation, molecular function: ATP hydrolysis activity; protein binding; ATP binding. Lineage: Eukaryota; Metazoa; Arthropoda; Copepoda; Harpacticoida; Harpacticidae. Gene Ontology annotation, cellular component: chromosome. The record is from RefSeq and is a predicted model, not a curated record. The coding region runs from base 95 to 3622 and encodes 1175 amino acids.